Messenger RNA from Alosa alosa (allis shad), 4327 nucleotides. It is a transcript of the gene dclre1a, whose product is annotated as DNA cross-link repair 1A (PSO2 homolog, S. cerevisiae). Gene Ontology annotation, molecular function: damaged DNA binding; 5'-3' DNA exonuclease activity. The transcript is spliced from 9 exons. The record is from RefSeq and is a predicted model, not a curated record. Bases 270 to 3218 code for a protein of 982 amino acids. Lineage: Eukaryota; Metazoa; Chordata; Actinopteri; Clupeiformes; Clupeidae. Gene Ontology annotation, biological process: protection from non-homologous end joining at telomere; interstrand cross-link repair; double-strand break repair via nonhomologous end joining.
UCACAACAUUACACAACGAUCUUAGCUGUGCCUGUGAUUCAAAGUGCAGUUGAGGUAACGUUAUGUUUGUGAUUGCUUAUCAGAAUGUAUACUGCGAUAGAAUGCAGUCCUCCGCUUCGCAAUAUAAAACAAUGUAGAUGGUGCUAGUUGUGUCAGAUGAUUCAGUAGCAUAGAAUGCGAUCAAUGAGCGACUCCAGCGCUGUUGCGAAACAAGCAUCAUCUGCAAAACAGUUUCAUUUGUGUUUAAAAGCGUAUAUGUUUCUUUCCAAAUGUCACAGAGCGGUUCUGAGAGUGACAUAUGGGAAUAUAAAUCUCUGAGGAAUACAAAACGACAUGAUGACAGUCAAAAUGCGAAAGGCGCUAGACGGGGGAAGGGAAAGAGAAAACACCAGUCGGGAACAGAGCAAAGCUCCAACAAAAACAAGCGAGUCUCCACAACGAAGGCUGAUUGUUGUGUCAAAAAUCGAACAAGUGCAAAAACACAACCUCGAAAUUACUCGAUGCAAAUGAAAGACGUGAAUGGAGGUCUGUCCAACCAACCACCACCAUCGGACAAAGCAUGCGAGGGCAAGCCUGUCGCUGAAACUCGGAAACCCUCCCCACCAAAAGGACACUGUCCAGUUUGUCAGAUGCCCUUUUCCAUACUAGUGGUGCAGUCUCAACGAUGGCACGUCGCAGAAUGCCUUGAAACCCCCGGAAAUGACAGUAAAGAGUGUCCGGAGGGUAUUCAGUGUUCAUCCACCAUUCCAAGCCAUUAUAAGAAGUACAGCCACUUUCUGUUAGCUCACAGCAGAUCUGUCAAUGACGACAGUGAACUUGUUCUCUCACAAGAGAUAUCAGCUGAUCAUAGAACUACCUCAUCUCCCCCUCUAAAUAAUCAAAACAAUGAUAUACACAGUGGCACUUUGUAUAGCUUAGAGUUUAACAAAGUGAGUGCUUCUUCAUUCUCCAACCCAAGUGCUUCCCCCAGCCCUUUGCCUGCUGGGCCUACCCAGCCCUCCAGUCAGUCACGGUCCAACGCCCUGCUGCUCCUGCGCUCCCCAGCUCUUGACGACAUUAAAAAAAAGAAAGGCUGGUCUCCUUCUGGAAAGGGGACAAAGCCUCCAAGUCUGACCAAAGCCAAAGUUUCACCUCAAGUGAGACUGGACCCUGACAAGGACAAGUCUGUUUAUGAUAAUCAAGUAAAUAUGGACCUGAAAUCAGAUGCGGUUAGCUCAGCUCCUUCGUUUGAGCCAGUGAGUUUGGAUCAAACAGCACAACCAGAUUCCAUAAAAGAGGAAGAAUCUUCUCAUUUUAUUGAUGAUGAUGAUGAUUUCAUUUCCUUUUCACCUCUCUCUGAGAUGCCCAAUAACAAUGAGGAACACAGGGACCAACACAGAAGAGAGUUAUUUCCAAAGGAGGAGAGCAAUGACUCCCUGCAGUUAUCUUGUAGUGAAGCAGCACCGAGAGACAGCGAUGACCUCUUCUCUGAGCUGAUGGACCAGUGUGAGUUAGAGCAGUUGGAAGACGGCCCCCUCGUUAAGGACUCCUUUGACUCCACCUACAUGGAGUUAACAAGCUCCUCGUUAGUGCAAGAUCAAAUGGCUACACCUGGGUCCUCAGGUGUUCCAGAACUACCUCACCAACACAACUUCCCUGUGCCACACUCAGAGACUGAUGACAAGACUUCUUUGCAAUCUCCUCAAAGUCUAGUACUGGAGCGUCUUCGUGAACGUGUAUCAAGCCAGGUGUUCCACACAGGCAUUGAGGAAAAUUCCUGUAGCCAGUUAAACCAAGGUGUGUCUCAACAACCUCCAUCACAAACUUCCAGCCAGCUCAACUCAACAACCAUGGCGCCCAGGAAGACCCAAAGCAAAGCAGGAGCCACGUCCUCUGGGUUCAAGCAAACGGACAUUGGUGUCUUCUUUGGGCUGAAACCCAAACUGAAGGAUCCUGAGAAGAAAACAGUAGGAGUAAGUGGCACUCACCCUGUGCAGGAUUCCCAGCAGACCUCAGAAGCUCCAGCAAGUCAUGCUGGCAGGUCGGGGUGGCGUAGAAGGAAAGACCCAGAGGUGGGCCCUGGAGGAGCCACCAAGAAUGGGGAGGCACAGCCUGGGCAGGCAAAGGGAGGGAGGAGACAAGGGGGCUGGAGUAGAUGGAACAGAAAGGGGGAAGACGGUCAAGAGCGGGCCAGGCCUUGCCCCUUCUACAAGAAAAUCCCAGGUACACCAUUUGUUGUAGAUGCUUUUCAGUAUGGCAGCAUAGAGGGCAUCACGGCGUACUUCCUCACACACUUCCACUCGGAUCACUAUGGCGGUCUGACUAAGAACUCCACUGUUCCCAUCUACUGCAACAAGAUCACAGGAAAUCUGGUGAAGAGCAAGCUGAGGGUGGAUGACCAGUACAUCCACAUCCUGCCCAUGAACACAGAAUGCACUGUGGAGGGGGUGAAGGUCAUCUUACUGGAUGCCAACCACUGUCCAGGGUCGGCCAUGCUGCUGUUCACCCUGCUUACGGGUCAGAAAGUCCUCCACACGGGAGACUUCAGGGCAGACCCCUCCAUGGAGCGCUACCCAGAGCUGCAGGGGUUCCGUGUGCAGACCCUUUACCUGGACACCACGUAUUGCAGUCCAGAAUACACCUUCCCCACCCAGCAGGAGGUCAUCACCUUUGCUGCCAACCGGGCCUUCGAGGCGGUGACCUUGAGCCCACGUACGCUGGUCGUGUGUGGCACCUACUCUGUGGGGAAAGAGAAGGUCUUCCUGGCGGUGGCCGAUGUGCUGGGCUGUAAGGUCUGCCUGUCCCGUGACAAAUACAACACCAUGUGCUGUCUGGAGUCGGACCAGAUCCGCCAGAGCAUCACCACCGACGGAAAGGCAGCCCAGGUCCACGUUCUGCCCAUGAUGCAACUCAACUUCAAAAACUUGCAGACUUACUUGAAACGGUUCUCAGACAAGUAUGACCAACUGGUAGCGUUCAAGCCCACAGGCUGGACCUUUAAUCAGGGCUCCGCCCUGGAACACCUCCAGCCGCAGACCCAGGGCAAGAUCACUAUGUACGGCAUUCCGUACAGCGAGCACAGCGGCUACCUGGAACUGAAGCGCUUUGUGCAGUGGCUGCGGCCCCAGAAGAUUAUCCCCACGGUCAACGUGGGCAGCUGGCGAAGCCGGAAGGCCAUGGAGCAGUGCUUCACCGAGUGGGACGCUGAAGUCGGCACCCACCUCAAGAGACUCCAGUGAUCCAUGGCACCUUUUUGAGUUGUUUGCUGGUCUUGGAUAAGUUUGUUUGUUUGUUUUAUUUAAAUUUCCCUGCCUUCUGAAGGAUUUCUACGGUAAGGUGGCGGAUUGUGCUGCCUACUUGAUGCCACAGUAAAACAGCCAUCUGCCACUGGACAUUUUUCCUAAGAAGGCGGCAUGGCAUGGCUUGCAUUGGAAACCGUCCAAGUCCGCACUCCAACACCUGGACCACGUCCUGUGACCUGGGCCCUGCUCUUUAAAGUGGUGUCUUCCAAGAGUCUGUGCUUUGACUUAUGUACUGGACCUAGAGGAGUCCUCUCGGUUUACACUGGCCAUUACUGUAAAGCGCACUUUCUCCCUUUGAAACCGAGAGUGUGGAGACACAUUAGCACUGUGACCUUCAACUCUCCUUGCUUUUCUUUCUUUCUUUCUUUCUUUCUUUCUUUCUUUCUUUCUUUCUUUCUUUCCCUCCCCCCAGCCUGGCAUCAUGGGGUGUACCAUGGUGUCAGAUGGAGUGCCACAGCCAUUCAUUGCACCCCAUUCUGUCCCAGCUUGACAUCACCCUGUAAAUGCCUCUUCAUCCAUGGAGGUGGAACAGACGAAUGAAAUCACGAGGCUCUCUUUGCGGUUUCAAUUAAAAUGAACACUCCCAGUUGCGCACUUUUGGACGUGAGAUGCUGCCAUUAAUCCAUUUGAUUGAUUUUAAUGAAGAAUCUUUAUUAGCUUGGGCUGAAUUUGGUGCAUUGGCCUGUUAGCCUACUUUUAACAAUAAUUUGUUUACGCCUGGGUGUCUCUUGAGUGGUGUUGAGACACAAAUUCUAGAGCGCUCCUCUGCCUGAUGGUUCACAGACUCUAAUGAUGUUUACUCUUAGAGCAGAGCUCUUAGACCAGAGCUCUUAGACCUGUGCCAGGUUUCCCUCAGAGUGUCAAGGUGCUUGAAGUCUGACUACCGAAGAUUCUUUUGAGUUUUCUCUGUUCCAGUGACAUUGGCUUUACUCGCCUUCCUUUGGCCGUUUUUCAUGUAGGCCAACCUAUAUGAGUUUUAUUUUUGGACUAAAUAAGGAGGGCUAUCUGGAUUGGUCUCUAUGGUGACCACUGUUCUGUUUUGUUCC